AACAGUUAUAUGAUACGUUGUUGCUUUGAAUUUCUCAGUCUAACUACUUAUUUUGUUUCUGUGGACGAGCUCUGCAUGGAUUUACAGCACAAGAAGAAACUUGCAUUUCUGAAGGAAAAACAUGCCUUGAGUUUUAUCACUUGCUACAGGAGUGUGGACAUUUUGACCUGAUCACCUGGGCUCUUUUCUAGGAAAACAGAGGCAUGUGUAAGCCACAUGGAGUUGGAGAAUCAUGGUCACGCUGAUGGACCAUCAGGGGCUGCAGUCGGCCGCUGGAGAGCUGAGUAUGCCGUUCUCAGACACGGUCAAGUACUGCAUCCUGGGCAUCUCGGUCACCCUCCUCCUGUUGGCGCUGGGCAUCUUGGUGUGGCAGGCUUUCAGAUGCUGCACAAAGACAAACACAUACACCUUGCAAGAUACCUUGAACAAUGAUCUUCUGUGAAAAGUCAGACCAGCAGGAAAUCACUUAGGAGCUCCAAGUACUAGGGUGGAGGACGUCAGCACAGAGGUCCGCAGGCUGAGUCACUGUCUGUGUCAGGCCUCAGCGCCCUCCUCAGGAUCCAGCCAGACGGACGGGGACAUAGGGGAGCCAGCCAGCAUCAAAAAGGUGGAUGGAUCUCUACGUUUCUCUGUUUAUUAUGACCAGCUGCAGUCCCAGCUGGUGGUCACCAUCCUGCAGGUGGAGGGACUUCUGGAGGACAGCCAGACACGCAGCUUCCAGCCAUUUGUGAAGCUCAGACUCAUGUGGGCAGGUUCAGACGGAGCUGAAGUGGAGGACAACACAGAUGAUGAGAGCGAAGGGACGGCGCCUGUCCUGUGGACGGUGCUGCAGGAGUGGCGGACUCGCGUUGUGAAAGGCAGCUUUAACCCUUUGUAUGGAGACCAGUUCAGCUGUAUUCUGCAAGAUGAUAAAGAGCUUCAUCACAUCAAUCUGCGGAUGGAGGUGAGGGACUUUGAUAAAUUCUCGCGGCACACAGUGUUAGGAGAGGUGAGGGUUCCUCUAGGGCAGCUCAACAUCUCCUACCCUCUGGAGCUACAAGAAGAUCUGAGGAUGCCCCAGAAGGAUCUCGUGGGAGAGGUGCUUCUGUCUUUAAAGUUUCUUCCCACCUCUCAGAGGCUUGAGGUUGGAUUGCUAAAGGUCAGAACGGUCGGCCCAGAAAUACGUUCAGAUGCAGCCUUGUACGCCAGAAUCAGUGUGCAGUGCAACCAGUGCAAGCUGAGGUACCAAAAAACCUCUCAGUGGGCCCGCUGUCUGGUGACCAUCUUCAAUGAGGUCCUCAUGUUCUCCCUGCCAGAGUUUCCUCUGGAGCGGUGUAAAAUACUGGUUUAUGUGUAUGAGACUCACACGACAAGAAAAUCAGCCAAACAACUGAUCGGACAGUUGACUGUGGGGAAGGAGAUGAGUUCAGAAGACGAGCACUGGAGCUUAAUGAUGCGCUCAGUCCGCCAGCCAAUAGCAAAGUGGCAUGGCCUGCUGAUCUGACAUGAAUCCCAUAAAUACUCUCCUGCACUUCCUAGAUGUUGGUACCUGGUUUUACGUCCCUGAAAGCGGCGGAGCAUGAUUAUCCGGCUGUAGCCGAAUCUGCAGCUGCUGAGCUGCAGGCCUAACAUGGACUCCUGUGCUUGAUGACACUAGUGGUAGUUACUCAGUCUACUUGUGUCUCUUAUCCAACUUUUUAGCUCCAAAUCUCAUCAUAUUGAAAGAGUUCUUAUGAUCUGAUACUUGCCUUUUUUCUGAUGAUUGGUUUAGUUUUGCACUCAUUUGUUGCUGUUGUUUGUGUUACUGUUAUAGUUAUCUUUAAGAUGUGCUGCUCUUUAGUGCAUGUUGUAAAACUCAGAUAAUUCUGCAUUAUUAAAUCUUUGUAUUGCAAGUCUGAAUGUUCCAAAAAACAAACAAACAAACAAACAAACAAAAAAAAACAAAAACAAAAAUAAACUGUAAAUAAAUAAUAACUUAUGGCUUUUGUUUAAGAGAAACCAAAACAUAUGAAAUAAUAAAUAAAUAUUCCCAAGGAUAGGCAAAACAAAACAUACUAUUCAUGUAAUAAGUGGUCAACUUGUAAUAAUAAUAAUAAUUAUUAUAGAUUUUAUUUAUAAUGCACUUUACAUUUAGCAAAAUCUCAAAGUGCCACAGACACGGUAUAGGGACAGUAGAAUAAAAACAUUAAAAAACAAGGCAAAAACUAAGAGCAGAUAUAAAACAAAUUUAAAAUUUAAAAAAAAAAAA
Plectropomus leopardus (leopard coralgrouper) is the source of this 2227-nucleotide messenger RNA. RefSeq names its product synaptotagmin XIX (gene syt19). Gene Ontology annotation, cellular component: dense core granule; synaptic vesicle membrane; plasma membrane. Gene Ontology annotation, molecular function: SNARE binding; calcium ion binding; calcium-dependent phospholipid binding. NCBI's taxonomy places the organism in Eukaryota, Metazoa, Chordata, Actinopteri, Perciformes, Serranidae. Gene Ontology annotation, biological process: calcium ion-regulated exocytosis of neurotransmitter; synaptic vesicle endocytosis. The record is from RefSeq and is a predicted model, not a curated record.